Molecule: messenger RNA, 1333 nt
Organism: Emiliania huxleyi CCMP1516
Lineage: Eukaryota; Haptophyta; Isochrysidales; Noelaerhabdaceae
Exons: 6
Coding region: 34-1125 (363 amino acids)
Biological process (GO): proteolysis
Molecular function (GO): metalloaminopeptidase activity
Source: RefSeq, a predicted model, not a curated record
CAGACGUGGCCGCCGACGGUGCCGGUGGUGCGGAUGUUCCCCGGGGGCGACGUGCCGCGCGGCGAGGAGGUUGAGUACACCGGUGAUCAGCAGUACCGGACGACCAAAGCCGAGCUGCGCGAGCUCGAGAGGCUGCACAACGUGCAGUACGACGAGCUGCGCAUCGCUGCAGAGUGCCACCGGCAGGUCCGCAAGUACAUGCAGAGCUACAUCAAGCCCGGCAUGCUCAUGACCGACAUUUGCGAGACGCUCGAAAACAUGAACCGCGCGCUCGUGGAGGAGAACGGGCUGCGGGCGGCGACGCCUAGAUGCGAGACACACACACUCCUGUGCUGCAUGCGCGCUCGAGAAGCGGGGAUCGCCUUCCCGACAGGGUGCUCGAUCAACCACGUCGCCGCGCACUGGACGCCUAACUCGGGCGACAAGACCGUGCUGCAGCACGGCGACGUCUGCAAGAUCGACUUUGGGACGCACGUCAACGGCCGGAUCAUCGACUCGGCCUGGACGGUCCACUUUGACCCGACGUUCGACCCGCUGGCGGCGGCGGUCAAGGAGGCGACGAACACGGGCAUCGCGGCGGCCGGCAUCGACGCGCGGCUGUGCGACAUCGGCGCCGCCGUCCAGGAGGUGAUGGAGUCGCACGAGGUUGAGAUUGGCGGUAAGACCUUUCCGGUCAAGCACUCGAUCGGGCCGUACCAGAUCCACGCAGGCAAGAGCGUCCCCAUCGUCAAGGGAGGCGAGAGCACGCGCAUGGAGGAGGGCGAGCUGUACGCCAUCGAGACCUUUGGCUCGACCGGCAAGGGCUACGUGCGCGAGGACCUCGAGUGCUCACACUACAUGAAGAACUUUGAUGUGGGGCACAUCCCGCUGCGGCUGCCCAAGGCCAAGAGCCUGCUCUCCUUCAUCAACAAGAACUUCGACACGCUCGCCUUCUGCCGCCGGUGGAUCGACCGCGCCGGCGAGGAGAAGUACCUGCUCGCGCUGCGCAACUUGUGCGAUGUUGGCAUCGUACAGCCUUACCCGCCACUCUGCGACAUCAAGGGGUGCUACACGGCUCAGUACGAGCACACGCUGAUACUGAAGCCCACCGGGAAGGAGAUCCUGUCGAGGGGAGACGACUACUAAAUGGUUCUACAGGUCAACGGGGCAGGUCAGCCUCACACGCACGUCGACUAGUCCGCCAAAUCUUUGCGUCUCUUCUCACUUCUGUGAGAAUUUUCACGAGGCAGAGCUUGUCGUGAGAACUGCUGCUUAUUUUACGCGUUCACUGCAUACACACGAUUAAACGAACCCCGUCAGUGCUUAGUGCUUUGAUCUCAUGACAAUACGCGUU